UGUCAAAAACCAUCAAAUCCAGCCAAAAUGGUUCAAUUCACUAUUGAUGAGCUCAGAGGGCUCAUGGACAAACCAACACAAAUCCGUAACAUGAGUGUUAUCGCUCACGUUGACCACGGUAAGAGUACUCUCUCAGAUGCUCUGGUUGGUAAAGCUGGUAUCAUUGCUUCAAACAAGGCUGGUGACAUGCGUUUCAUGGACACCCGUGACGAUGAAAAGGAGCGUGGUAUUACCAUCAAAUCCACCGCUAUCUCUAUGUAUUUCCCUCUCCCAAAGGAAGACAUGGAGGCUCUCAAGCAACCAUCAGAAGGUAACGAGUUCUUGAUUAACUUGAUCGAUUCCCCAGGUCACGUUGAUUUCUCAUCUGAAGUUACCGCUGCCCUUCGUGUUACCGAUGGUGCCCUCGUUGUCGUCGACUGUAUCGAAGGUGUUUGUGUCCAAACUGAGACUGUCCUUCGUCAAUCCCUUAUUGAGCGUAUCAAGCCAGUUGUUUGUAUCAACAAGGUUGACAGAGCUCUCUUGGAAUUGCAAGUCGGCAAGGAAGAUCUCUACCAAUCUUUCUCACGUACCAUCGAAUCCGUUAACGUCAUUAUCGCUACCUACAACGACCCAGUCAUCGGUGAAUCACAAGUCUACCCAGAAAAGGGUACCGUUGCUUUCGGUUCCGGUCUCCACGGUUGGGCCUUCACCCUCCGUCAAUUCGCUGGUCGUUACGCCAAGAAGUUCGGUGUUGACAAGUCAAAGAUGAUGGACAAGCUCUGGGGUGACAACUACUUCAACCCUAAGACCAAGAAAUGGACCAACAAGGACACUGAUGCUGAUGGCAAGACCCUUGACCGUGCCUUCAACAUGUUCGUUCUCGACCCAAUCUUCCGUCUCUUCGACGCUAUCAUGAACUUCAAGAAGGACGUCGUUAACACCAUGGUUGACAAGCUCGAAAUUCCUCUCACCUCAGACGAGAGAGAACUCGAAGGCAAGCCACUCCUCAAGGUUGUCAUGCGUAAGUUCUUGCCAGCUGGUGACGCUCUCCUUGAGAUGAUUGUUAUCAACCUUCCAUCACCAAAGACCGCUCAACGUUACCGUGUUGAAGGUCUCUACGAAGGUCCACUCGAUGACGAAUCAGCUAUUGGUAUCCGUGACUGUGAUCCAAAGGGUCCACUUAUGCUUUACGUCUCAAAGAUGGUUCCAACAUCUGACAAGGGUCGUUUCUACGCUUUCGGUCGUGUCUUCUCUGGUACCGUUUCAUCUGGUCCAAAGAUCCGUAUCCAAGGUCCAAACUACAUCCCAGGUAAGAAGGAUGAUCUCUUCGUUAAGACCAUCCAACGUACUGUUCUUAUGAUGGGUCGUAACGUUGAAGCCAUUGAAGAUUGUCCAGCUGGUAACUUGAUCGGUUUGGUCGGUGUUGAUCAAUUCUUGCUCAAGUCUGGUACCCUCACUACCUCAGAAACCGCUCACAACAUGAAGGUCAUGAAGUUCUCUGUCUCACCGGUCGUCCAAGUCGCCGUUGAAGUUAAGAACGCCAACGAUCUUCCAAAGCUUGUUGAAGGUCUUAAGCGUCUCUCCAAGUCUGACCCAUGUGUUCAAACCUGGAUCGCUGAAACUGGUGAACACAUUGUCGCUGGUGCUGGUGAACUUCACUUGGAAAUCUGUUUGAACGAUCUCGAAAACGAUCACGCAGGUGUUGCUCUUAAGAAGUCUGACCCAGUCGUUGGUUACCGUGAAACCGUCAAGGCUGAGUCAUCAAUGACCGCUCUUUCUAAGUCACAAAACAAGCACAACCGUCUCUGGGUUACUGCUCAACCAUUGGAAGAAGAACUCACCCGUGACAUCGAAAACGGCAAGCUCACUCCAAGAGAUGAUCCAAAGACUCGUGCACGUUACCUUGCUGACACUUAUGGAUGGGAUGUUGCUGAUGCUCGUAAGAUCUGGUGUUUCGGUCCAGACACCACUGGUCCAAACGUUAUGAUCGAUAUCACCAAGGGUGUUCAAUAUCUUAACGAAAUCAAGGAUUCAUGUGUUGCUGCAUUCCAAUGGGUUACUAAGGAAGGUGUCUGUACUGAAGAAAACAUGAGAGGUGUUAGAUUUAACAUCUUGGAUGUUACCCUCCACACUGAUGCUAUUCACCGUGGUGGUGGUCAAAUUAUUCCAGUCACCCGUCGUGUCUGUUACGCCGCUCACUUGUUAGCUGACCCAGGUCUUCAAGAACCAAUGUACUCUGUCGAAAUCCAAUGUCCAGAAACAUGUCUCGGUGGUAUCUACUCAACCCUCAACAGACGUCGUGGUAUGGUUUACUGGGAAGAACAAAGACCAGGUACUCCAAUGUACACUGUCAAGGCUUACUUGCCGGUCUUGGAGUCAUUCGGUUUCAACGGUGCUCUCCGUGCUGCAACUGGUGGUCAAGCUUUCCCACAAGCUGUCUUCGAUCACUGGGAACUCAUGAACGGUUCACCACUUGAAAAGGGAUCUAAGCUUGAAGCUCUCGUCAAGGACGUUCGUAAGCGUAAGGGUCUCAAGGAAGAUGUUCCACCUCUCGAAAACUUCUACGACAAGCUUUAAAAUGUUUCUUUAUUUUCACAUAAUUUUCUUUCUCAUGAAUGCAAAAACAUUAUUAUUAUAUAUGC
This is a messenger RNA of Wallemia mellicola CBS 633.66, 2621 nucleotides long. Its product is annotated as P-loop containing nucleoside triphosphate hydrolase protein. Lineage: Eukaryota; Fungi; Basidiomycota; Wallemiomycetes; Wallemiales; Wallemiaceae. The transcript has 4 exons. Gene Ontology annotation, biological process: translational elongation. The record is from RefSeq and is a predicted model, not a curated record. Gene Ontology annotation, cellular component: cytosol; ribonucleoprotein complex. Gene Ontology annotation, molecular function: ribosome binding; GTP binding; translation elongation factor activity. The coding region runs from base 28 to 2556 and encodes 842 amino acids.